Messenger RNA from Bactrocera latifrons, 2712 nucleotides. Its product is annotated as V-type proton ATPase 116 kDa subunit a-like. Gene Ontology annotation, molecular function: proton-transporting ATPase activity, rotational mechanism; ATPase binding. NCBI's taxonomy places the organism in Eukaryota, Metazoa, Arthropoda, Insecta, Diptera, Tephritidae. The transcript is spliced from 5 exons. Bases 265 to 2712 code for a protein of 815 amino acids. Gene Ontology annotation, biological process: vacuolar acidification; proton transmembrane transport. The record is from RefSeq and is a predicted model, not a curated record. Gene Ontology annotation, cellular component: vacuolar proton-transporting V-type ATPase, V0 domain; vacuolar proton-transporting V-type ATPase complex; plasma membrane.
CGCGGGCAGUACAUUUGUUUAGCCGUGCUAACGGUAAAAUAACUGCUAAUUGCUAAUUUCCAAUUAACGAAUCGUGAAGUGCGUAACUCUCGCRAAAAAACGCCAAACUAAUUAGCUGUUCAUACAUACCACGCAGCAAGAAGGCAACGCCGUACGACCAAACCAAACACUCACGCACACGUGGUGUAAACUGCGUUAGCUGGAUAUUCGAUAGACAUACGGAGCUAUUGAUGUUUAGCGCUUGAUGCCAAGUGAAGCGUCAACAUGGGUGAUAUGUUCCGCAGUGAAGCGAUGGCCUUGUGCCAAAUGUUUAUACAACCGGAAGCGGCGUACUCGACGAUGGCCGAACUAGGCGAUAGUGGCUGUGUACAAUUUCGUGAUUUGAAUGCACAAGUUAGCGCUUUCCAACGUAAAUUUGUGGCAGAGGUCAGACGCUGCGAUGAAUUGGAGCGUAAAAUACGUUACAUCGAAAAUGAGCUGCGCAAGGAUGACAUCAAAAUGCAAGAGGUGCUGGACGAGCCGCGACCACCGUAUCCGCGAGAAAUCAUUGACCUGGAAGCGCAACUGGAGGCGAUUGAGACCGAAAUACGUGAACUUGCCGCCAACAAGGUCAAUCUGAAUGCCAACCAUCAAGGCAUGCUGGAGCUGAAGCAUGUACUCGAAAAUGCGGAUAAUUUCUUCACCGACAGCGAAGUCAUCAAUUUGAGCGCGCAACGCUUCUCCGAUGCCGCCGAGUAUGCACCGCCACUGCCUGGCCAACAACGCGGCCAGUUGGGCUUCGUUGCCGGCAUUAUCAACCUGGAGCGUUACUUCUCCUUCGAACGCAUGUUGUGGCGCAUCUCGAUGGGUAAUGUCUUUCUCAAGCGUAGCGAUCUCAGCGAGCCGCUUUUAGAUGCCGAAACCGACAAACCGGCAGUGAAAACGGUUUUUAUCGCCUUUUUUCAAGGCGAACAGUUGAAGCAGCGCAUCAAAAAGGUAUGCGCUGGCUAUCACACCUCAGUUUAUCCCUGUCCAAGUUCCUACUUGGAACGCCAGGAGAUUCUUAAGGACGUGUGCAUGCGUCUGCAAGACUUAACAUUGGUGCUCAAUCAGACAGCAGAUCACCGCAAUCGUGUGCUAGUUGCUGCUUCGAAGAUACUGCCCGCUUGGACGAUUAUGGUGAAGAAGAUGAAGGCCAUCUAUCACACGCUCAACCUGCUCAAUGUGGAUGUGAGCAAUAAGUGUCUAAUUGGCGAAGGCUGGGUGCCGACUUGUGACUUGCCGAUCGUACGCGAUGCUUUGGCUAAAGGUUCAGCGAAAGUGGAUAGCACAAUCACAUCAUUUUUGAAUGUAAUCGAAACGAAUGAACAGCCGCCUACAUAUAAUCGUACGAACAAGUUCACGCGCGGUUUUCAGAAUUUGAUCGACGCCUAUGGGCUCUGCUCCUAUCGCGAAGUGAAUCCGGCACUCUAUACCUGCAUCACGUUCCCCUUUUUGUUUGCCGUGAUGUUUGGCGAUAUGGGUCAUGGUCUUAUACUGCUAUUGGCGGCGCUCUACAUGGUGCUAAACGAGCAGAAGCUGAGCCAGAAUAAGAGUGAAAUAUUCAACUUAUUUUUUUCUGGACGCUACAUUAUGUUGCUUAUGGGUAUGUUCUCCCUCUACACCGGUUUCAUAUACAACGACGUUUUCUCCAAGUCUGUGAAUAUUUUCGGCUCUGCYUGGCGCGUGAACUACAAUACCUCAACUGUGUGGAACAAUCCUAUAUUAACGCUAGACCCCCUUUAUAGCGUGGACGGCGUAUAUCCAUACGGCAUGGAUCCGAUUUGGGCAUUAGCUGAUAAUAAAAUAAUAUUCUUGAAUACCUACAAAAUGAAAUUGUCCAUCAUAUUCGGUCUUAUACACAUGCUCUUUGGCGUCUUCAUGUCUUUCCUCAAUUUCGUACACUUCAAAAAGUACUCACACAUCUUCCUCGAGUUUCUGCCGCAACUGUUGUUUUUGUUAAUGCUUUUCGGUUAUUUGGUAUUCAUGAUGUUCUUCAAGUGGGUAGUGUAUUCCGGUAAGGCCACCGAACAGGCUCUGACGCCUGGUUGUGCGCCAUCCAUACUCAUCUUGUUCAUCAAUAUGAUGCUCUUCGGRCACACCGCGCCAAAGGACGGCUGCAAGGAGUACAUGUUCGCGGGACAAGAAGCACUACAAUUGGUGUUGGUUGUGAUAGCGUUGCUUUGCAUACCAUGGAUGUUGUUGGGCAAUCCAUUGCUCGAGAAAUAUAAGCGUAGCCAAAGAGCGCUACAAGUUGCCUACACUAACGGUGUCAACAAUACGCCGGUAAAUAACUCGACAGCAGCGUCUAGUUCGGCUGGUUCGUCUGGUGCACCUAAACCAGUGGCAAACGGACACCCCGGUCACGGUGUUGCYGACGAGGAGCCGAUGAGUGAGCUGUACAUAAAGCAAUCCAUACACACCAUAGAGUAUGUGCUGAGUACCAUCUCGCACACGGCCUCUUAUCUGCGCUUGUGGGCGCUCUCGUUGGCGCAUGCGCAGCUGUCAGAGGUUUUGUGGAUGAUGGUGAUUCGAGUAACAUUUUUGCUAACGGUCUUUAUUUCUGAUUACUAUUAUAUUAUCUCCAUCGUGUUAUAUUUUACAUUCGCUGCAUGGGCAUUUUUUACGAUCGCUAUCCUCGUCAUUAUUGAGGGAAUGUCCGCGUUUUUGCACACCCUACGUCUGCACUGGUGA